AUGGCGACGGCGACGACGCCCGUCCUGACGAACGACGACGACGACGGCGUCGACUUCGUCUGCCGGUGUGCUCUCCGUCUCCUGGCGGCCUGGUGUUCCAGCGCUGUUGGCAUUCCGGGCCGGCCCUGCCCCGGCCAGCUGCCCAGAAGGCUGGGGGACGACGACCGGGACGUCCGCAGGUCCGCGGCUCGGGCGCUGGGCGGCCUGGGCGAGGCUGCGGGCCCCUUCGCCGCGGGGCUCGCGGCCUGCCUCGAGGACUUCGACGAGGCCUCGCGCGACGCCGCGGUGGACGCGCUGGCCCGCCUGGGCCCCGCGGCGGCGCCCUGCGCGCCCGAGGUGGCCAGGCGCCUGCGGCACUGGAACCUCUACGUCCGCACCGCGGCCGCGCGGGUGCUCGGGCACCUCGGCGAGGCCGCCGCGCCGUUCGAGGCGCAGCUGGCGGCGCUCCUGGAGGACGCCGCGCCCCAGCUCCGGGAGGCCGCGGGCGCCGCCCUGGAGCUCAGAGGGAUGAAGAGGGCGGCAGUUGGCAAGGCUUUCGCGGAGAUGCAGAGCGACAGUGCCCCGCGGAAGGCGUUGCCAGGACGCGCGAGCGUCGCGCCGCAUCCAGUCGGGCAGGGUGGCGCGCGCCUCUGCCUCCGGCAGGUGAUAUUUAACCAGGAGACGUCGUGCAAGCUCCAGGUGCUGCGCGACAUGCGCCCUAACCGGCUUGCUCUGGCUGUGGCGAGGAGAGGUCAGAAGUGCCUGGUCGUUCGGGGCCUCGUCGAGGCGAAUCGCAUCGCGCGCGAGGCCCUUUGGCGCAACGGCACGGGCAUGACCGCCCCGAGCAUGAAGAGCGAUCUGCGCGCUUCAGGGCCCCGCGGCGCAUCGCGGGCCAACGCGGGCGAGCCCGACGACGGGGUCGCCGGGGCGGUGCGCCGGGCGCCCGCCAGCGGCGGCGGCCGCGGCCCCGGCGGCCGCGGCCCGGGCGCGCCGCGGCCCCGCGGCGGCGACCCGCGGGCGCGCGCGAUGGCCGCUGCGCUGGGCGGCGCCCCGCCGCUGCCGCCGGCCAGGCCGGCGCGAGCUCUCGGGGCGGCCGCCCGCGCGGCAGCGCGAGAGCCCUGGCCCUGGCCGGCCGCCGCCGCCGCCGCGGCCCCCGAGCGGUGCCGCCGCGGCGCGAGGGCGCCGCGCGCGUCAUCGCCCAGCCGCGGCGCCGCCCUGCGCGCCUGCGGCUUCGGCGCCCUGGCGGCCGGCCUCGCGGCGCCGCGUGCGCGGCGCCGGCGGCACGGCGCCGCGGCCGGCGGCAGACGGCGGUCGGCCCUGUCGCUGCGGCGCGCAGCCGCCCCGCGAGUGGCCGAUGUGGCGGUGGAGGCGCCCCGGGACGCCGCGAGGGGCGCGUCCGCCCCGGAGCCCGCGGGGCUGGGCGAGGACAUGGCGACGAUCCGCGAGUGGUCCCGCUCGGGCGAGAGGCUCUUCCUCGCGAUCACGAACAGGGGCCUGAAGGAGGCGAUGGCCGGGGAGCUGGAGCGGCGGUUCCAGCGGCCGAGCGCCCCCCUUGGAGGCCGGCUCUGCUUCUCGUGGCCCGGCUCCGCCCGCGGGCCACCGCUGCACGGCGCCGGGCGCGUGGUGGCCCUGUUUGCCGUCGGCAUGCAGGACGACCUGCGGGCCAUCUGCGGGGGGGCCGACGUGUACGGCGCGCUGGCCGCGUUCGUCGAGGAGGCCGCCGCGGGGCCGGGCGGCCUCCGGGGGGCCCUCGCGCCCCACCUGGCGGAGCUCGCCGGCCAGCGGCCCCUGCGCUUCAACGCGAGGUGCCGCGUGAACACCUUCGGCGCGGAGAAGGAGGCCUUCGGCCUCGACGCAGACUGGACGAAGCUGAAGCUGGCUGUCAGGGACGGCGUCGAGAGGGCCACGCGGUGGACCUUGGAGCCCCGCACGAAGGCCGUGGAGGUCACAGUGAUCGCCUUCUUCGGGACGGACCACUUCGCCCUGGGCGUGGAGUGCCCCGAGCCCGACGAGGGCGACGGGGUGGCCUUCCCAUGGGCGCGCCUCGCGCGCCCCGGCAUGGAG
Prorocentrum cordatum is the source of this 2043-nucleotide messenger RNA. The record is from the annotation of a GenBank genome assembly. Lineage: Eukaryota; Dinophyceae; Prorocentrales; Prorocentraceae.